AUGGACUUAUACUCAAUCUUCAAGAACAGUAAUGACGCUUGUAAAGUGUUCGACGAAAUUCCCAAGAGAGAUAUCGUUUCUUAUAACGUCCUCAUCACUUGUUUCCUCCGUUUGUUACGUACACGUGACGUUCUUUAUCACUUUGAUAAUAUGAUUAAGAACGGGUCUGUUAAUAAACCAGACAGUGUCACGUGCUUACUUGCUCUACAAGAUUGUGCGUGCGUACAACUUCAAAUGGAAGAAAGAAGGAUGUUGCAGAUUCUGUUCACUUUGGAUGUUGGGCUUGUGAUUGACACUGUUGUUAUACCUUGUGACCGUGGCAGGACAACAGAUGGGUUUGAAGAGAAAUCUCACUGCUGCUGA
Eruca vesicaria subsp. sativa (arugula) is the source of this 363-nucleotide messenger RNA. NCBI's taxonomy places the organism in Eukaryota, Viridiplantae, Streptophyta, Magnoliopsida, Brassicales, Brassicaceae. The record is from the annotation of a GenBank genome assembly.